AUGUUCAGUCACCCUCCUACAGUCUGCUUAUGUGAGUCCUGGCUUUCGACAAUUGAAAAACUGAGGUUCAGAGCUGAAGCCACACAGGAAUGUCUGGAGGAGCUGGGAUUUUCUGGUCCCUCCAGGGUAUGCAGGGCUCCUGAGUUGCUGGGCGAGAUGUCACCUCCUUCAUGGGGACUGGGGGGGUCACAGGACCUCCAACCACCACCUCCUUUUCCCCUCCCUGCUGUGCGUGAAGUGGGGAGAACAGCCCACCUCGUGACUGGGGAUGGCCCAGUCGGCCUGCAGCCCUGGUGGAGUCUGAAAUGGGAUUCCGAAGCCUUUCCAGUGUUUGAAUCCUUGGUGAAAUUUGAGAGGCCUGACCUUUCCAUCAGAGACAAGUCCUUACACCUCAUCACCCCCGCCUCUUCUGGAAUCCAGAAAAUCCCAGCUUGUGCUCCAUCUCUUGUGCACUCAAGACAGCGUCCCUGUUGCUUCAGCUUGCAGGGACAAAGUCCUCUGCAGCCACUGGCCAGGCCAAGCUGGCAAACAGGUGCCACGAAUCACCUCCUCAAGCCAGAAGUUAAACCACUACCAGUACACCUCUGGCCAGGCUCUUCAACUCAUCCAACGGAUGCGGAAACAGGCCCACGGAAGAACCUGCCAUGGCUCCCCAGUGCCAAGGAGACCCCACUCCUCACAGUAUAGCUGCAAGUCCCUGUGUGGCUCAGCGCUAGCUUCAAGCUGAAGUCACUUCCUCUUCCCGGACACAGCCGGCCAUGCUUGCCUCUAAACAGCA
Molecule: messenger RNA, 778 nt
Organism: Manis javanica (Malayan pangolin)
Lineage: Eukaryota; Metazoa; Chordata; Mammalia; Pholidota; Manidae
Source: RefSeq, a predicted model, not a curated record